Messenger RNA from Electrophorus electricus (electric eel), 3794 nucleotides. RefSeq names its product hypoxia inducible factor 1 subunit alpha a (gene hif1aa). The record is from RefSeq and is a predicted model, not a curated record. Gene Ontology annotation, molecular function: DNA-binding transcription factor activity, RNA polymerase II-specific; RNA polymerase II transcription regulatory region sequence-specific DNA binding; protein dimerization activity. Gene Ontology annotation, biological process: cellular response to hypoxia; regulation of transcription by RNA polymerase II. NCBI's taxonomy places the organism in Eukaryota, Metazoa, Chordata, Actinopteri, Gymnotiformes, Gymnotidae.
GUUCACGAUCCAGUAAUCCCGUCAGAAGGCGCUUCUCCGGCACUGAAGUUUUAAAGCGAAAACAGAAUCGCGUUUAAAGCCCAGCGCGCUCCCGGUGGCUUGGCAUGUGACCGCGACUACGCUCUCGCGACGUGUAUCGGUAAAAGCGUAGUUAGAUGAAGCUCGAGCCAGGCUGGAGCGCGAGCGACCGGCGCAGCGUCUCGUUAAGUUCGUUAAAGUUUAGCGGACAGAUGCUCUGACUUCACGUUUUCGACACUAUUUCGGGCUUUGUUUUAGGAAUUGCGCCCCACGAGUUGAUCUAGUCAUUAAUCGGCUGCGACCCGUGGUGGCAUUCAUUAAAUCAUGUCUUCAGGAGCCGCACACGAGAAGAAAAGGGCAAGUUCAGAGCGGAGAAAGGAGCGGUCACGUGACGCAGCACGCUGCCGGAGAGGGAAGGAGACAGAGGUGUUCCGUCAGCUGGCCCACGAGCUGCCCCUGCCCCACCGCCUCAGCUCCACCCUGGACAAGGCCUCUGUCAUGAGGCUGGCACUCAGCUACCUGCGGCUGCGCAAAGUGCUGUGCACGGAAAUGUUGGGGGAGGAGUCUGCGCUGGACUCUCAAUGGACUGCUUCUUGUCUGAAGGCGCUGGACGGCUUUCUCAUGGUUUUGUCUCAGGACGGAGACAUGGUAUACAUGUCCGACAGUGUCAGCAGGUGUCUGGGGCUCCCACAGAUUGAUCUAUUAGGACAGAGUGUGUUCGAUUUCACUCACCCAUGUGACCAUGAAGAGAUCAGAGAGAUGCUCGUACACAGAACAGGUUCAUCCAAGAGAGCAAAAGAGGAGCAGCACACAGAGAGGCACUUUUCAUUGCGAAUGAAGUGCACUCUCGCCAACAGGGGGCGCACCGUCAACAUCAAAUCUGCCACAUGGAAGGUACUUGGCUGCUCGGGCCACAUCCAUGCGGAGCCCCGGGUCAGUGGGAGCAGCUGCACAGGCGAGGGAGGCAGGGCAUGCCCGUGGUACCUGUUGCUGAUCUGUGAGUCCAUCCCCCACCCGGCCAACAUUGAGGUGCCACUGGACUCCAGGACCUUCCUGAGCAGACACACACUGGACAUGCGUUUCACAUACUGUGAUGACAGGAUCACUGAGUUGUUAGGAUAUUACCCACAGGAUCUACUGGAGCAUUCUGUGUAUGAGUAUUAUCAUGCUUUGGAUUCAGACAGUCUGACCAAAACACACCAUAACUUGUUUGUGAAGGGACAGGUGUGUACAGGUCAGUACCGUAUGUUGGCAAAGACUGGAGGCUUUGUGUGGCUGGAGACACAGGCCACUGUUAUUUACAACAGCAAGCACUCUCAACCGCAGUGCGUUGUGUGCGUGAACUAUAUUCUCAGCGGCAUCGAGGAACCCCACCUCCUUCUCGCCCUCCAUCAGUCAGGCACUCCGACUAUAAAACAGGAGGAGGAAGAGGAGGAGGAGGAGCAGGAGGAGGAGGAGAGGGGGGAGGGCGAAAAUGGGAGUCAGGCUGCAGUUGUGCAUGCUGGCCUAAAAGGGGAGACAGAGGCCUUUGCGCAGGCUUCAGUAGUGGACUUCAGUAAUGCAGACACUGAAGUUACGGCACUUAAAGAUCCGCCUCUCUACAAUGAUGUCAUGUUGCCCUCAACCAGUGUUCUAUUGCCCCUGUCGCCCCUAUCGCACACUGAAGUCCUAAGUGUUGCUGAAACCACCUCUGCUAACCUUCAUCUGGAGGACUUUCCUCUCCCAUCUCCCUCUGCUACAACCUCCUCCUGUCUUCAAGAGGACUCCACUUGCAGCACUAUUCAGCCUGUAAGCACGUUGAGUCCACGUCUCCGCGGAAUCCCCCAUCUCAGCACGCACUUCCAUGCCCAUGCCAUGGAGGGAGUCUUGUUCGUGGACACAGAAACCAAACCCCACCUGGACACGCAGAUCACAGAAGAUCUGACUCUGGAGAUGCUGGCGCCUUACAUCUCCAUGGAUGACGACUACCAGCUCCGCGCCUGCUCCCCGACUCAAUCUGGACACGCAGCUGGUGCUGCAUCCGAUGCAGCACCAUCAGACCUGCCAAGACCAGAGUCACCUGACUCAGCCCACGCCGGCGCGUGCCCUGGCCUCACGGAACUCCCAGGCCGGGUCACGGUACCACAUGUGCAUUGCUCUGGGGGAUCACAGACAUCCCCCAGCCACAUAGGACAGGAAGGAAGCAGAGCACAGCAGCUGGACAACCAUGACUCCUCAGUGAAUCGGCUGAGCCAAAAGCCAUUCAAGAGGAAGUUAGAAACAAUAUCUCUGUCUCAGGCUAUGGGGCUGGGUUCUGUGCUGCAAGUGGUAACUGACUUGCCUCAAGCACAGAAAAAGGUCAGGAGGUCAGAGGUUGCUGAGUUAGAAGCUCUUCCACAUUGCACCAUACCGGAGUCUCUGACCAUUCUACUGCUGCCCUCUGACGUGGUAACCCAGUUGCUGGGCAGAUCGUCAGAAGGCGUGGCCGUCUCUGUGCCCCUCCCCCAGCUUCCUCGUCAUGACUGUGAAGUUAACGCACCUGUAGCUGGGCGUCAAGGUCUGCUACAGGGGGAGGAGCUGCUGCGCGCCCUUGACCAAGCCAUUUAAAUACCCACCCUGGUGUCAGUUCUCCCAGUGUCCUUCAUGUUCAUUUUCCAAACAAUGAGGGUUUAUGGGUGAAAUGGCCCUUAAAGAAACCGGAAAGUGUCUGGAGAUCAGCAAACGUAAAACCCACAGGCCUCCUUGAGCGCUGGGACCAUUGAUCUUUUGCUGCAAGCAUAUCGCAGUUUUGCCACAUGCCAGUCACCAUUCCAAAUAGUUCAUGACAGUAUUAACCAAAAACGUUUACCUCGCUUUUAACUGGCAGCAAACAGACAUGCGGUCGCAAAGUACUCCUUCUGCUGCGACGCUCGGCCUGCGUUGGAUCUGGAGAAGGCCUCCAGGAAGAGAAGUUGGCCUGCACAACUGCUAUUCCACAGAUCUUACAAACCAGCCUUGAACAGAGGGUAAUAAAUGUACGUGGGAUUUAUCCAGCACAGAGGUACAAUCGCACAACUGUAUAUAAAUGUCCUUGCAUAAAGGAACAUAGAUUACCAGCAGCUCAUGCAAUAUUACUUUAUCAGCAUCUUACUGUUUUUAUAAUUGCCGUCAAAUAUAUAAAUUUUUUUUUUUAAAAUUUUUAUUUUUUCCGGCUUCAUUUUACAAUUGCGAAUGAAUCUAGUCUGACGUCCUUUGUGUCUGGACGAAGUGUGACGCUCCAACAAUGUAUAUUUUGAUCUUUUGUCUGUUGUAUGUAGAGUCUUGGAUUUGCCUUACAUAUUCACACUUCAGCUGUAAGGCAGAGCCGUUAUGAUCUGAAACUUGAUUUGAAAUCGUCUGAGAGAACAGAUUAAACGUAGACCGAUAGCUGAUGUUAGAUUUAUUGAUAUUUAUUAAUGUUUAAUAGGCUUUAAUUAAUAACUUCUGUCCAGUAAAAGUAAAGGCCUAAGGCAUGAGCAGACAUCGACUCCAACGUGAACCUUAAACCUGAGUUAAUUUUGAGCAUUAAAAGUGCAGCUGGUGUCUAGUAUUUGUAAGUAAUAUGCAGAGCUGACACCUUGAUCAAUUACUGCAGGACACUCACAUUAUACCAUGAUAUUGUGCUUUCUGCUACCGCAUAAAGUUAAAGUCACUUUGCUUUAUAUGUGAUGCUGAGGUAUAAACCAUGAAAUUUGUGGUGUUGGUAUCAUAUGGUUCCUGCAUGUGUUGAAAAACAUCUUUGUAUGGGCAGGAGUACAAUUAAAUGUGCUUUAGAUGGC